Messenger RNA from Betta splendens (Siamese fighting fish), 886 nucleotides. RefSeq lists its product as uncharacterized. NCBI's taxonomy places the organism in Eukaryota, Metazoa, Chordata, Actinopteri, Anabantiformes, Osphronemidae. The transcript is spliced from 4 exons. The record is from RefSeq and is a predicted model, not a curated record. Bases 26 to 817 code for a protein of 263 amino acids.
UCAACAGGCCGCCGCAUCAGGAUAAAUGAGGAGCCGAGCUGCGGCUUCAGAGCCAGAUGAGAUGCAGAUUCCUGUGCUGCUUGUGUCGCUUGUGCUGGUCUGGAGUCUGGCCGAUGGAGCCAUUGUGUCCAAAUGUGACCUGAGGGAGCAGCUGGAGAAAGCCAUCGGCAACCUGACGGUGACGUCCAGGCAGAAACCGCUGGCUGGAGCCGACCUGGUGGCCAAGUUUGUCUGUCAUGCACAGCUGGCGUCUCAUUUUAACACCAGCUUAGUGAAGCGCUUGACCACGAAUAUCUACAAGGACCCGCUCAACCUGCUGUGGCCCCACAACCGGAGAAGACGGAGCACGCUGAGCCGCCGUCCCAAGGAUUCCAGCGGCUGCGUGCGAUGCCGCCGAGCUGCAGAGGCCGAUGGCGGCGGGACGUUCUACGGCAUCUUCCAGUUCAGCAGUCGUCUGGUCUGCAGCGACGGCAGCGCUCCAUCGCCCACCAUCUGUGGGCUGCCCUGCAGCAGUGGGUUCUGUACUUGGCCUGGGUAUCACUGGUGCACACGGAGAUCUCUGCUUCUGGUCACUGUGUGCUGUUUGUGUCUUUGGUGUCUUUGCUUUACAACUGGCUUUAAACCUUUUGUCUUUACAGAAUUAGUUGAUGACAACAUAAGUGACGACAUCCGCUGCCUGAAAAGUAUCUUCACUGUCCCUGGGAACGGCAGCUUGGGAGAAGCCGACCAGGAGGAAUUAGAGAAAAUGAUCGGGCUCAUCCUACAACCGCAGUGCUGCACCAUCCAACCCUCUGUGUACUUCGCUGAGUGCCCCUGACUCUGAUUCAUGUAACCUCUGCAACAGCAGCGAAGCACGAAACUGCUCUGAAACGUGACUAUAAUAAAG